This is a messenger RNA of Leptonychotes weddellii (Weddell seal), 7881 nucleotides long. NCBI's taxonomy places the organism in Eukaryota, Metazoa, Chordata, Mammalia, Carnivora, Phocidae. The record is from RefSeq and is a predicted model, not a curated record.
UAAAAAAAAAAAAAAAAAAGGCACUUCUUCAAAGAAAUGAUUUCACAUUCUUUCCACAGAUAUGACAGCCACUCAGGACCUCCUGUGUCUAUGAGGCGAACCAUUACGAUGGAAGCUGGCCGUUGAUGCUGAGGGGUUCUUGCCAAGAUCUGAGCAGGCAAAAAUACACAGCUCACCUCUGGAAAAUCCACGAGUUGAGAGUGCAUUUGUCCCCCGGCCAACAGGCAUGAGGGAGGGAAGUGGCAUGCCCCCGUGGGAUGCCUCACUGCUGGAAAAUGAGUUUUUCCAAGUUUUAGAUGAUUUGGAUAACAAACUGGCUCAGGAACAGUGUCCAAGCUCAGUGAAUACCACAACACCUCUCAACUAUGGAUCGAGAACACAGUUCAGUCAUUUCUACUCUAGGGGAAACACACAUGGUAAUAUCACAGGACGGCACAAAAACCACUAUAAUGAAACUUCUAAUAUGUCUAUCUAUGACAUCCUAAGACCAGGAGCCCCUAGGGAAGGUUUUAAAAUCUUUUCUCCUAGAACAAAAGCAAUUUAUGAUAUGUACAGGACAAGGGAGCCCAGACUCUUAAAAGAAGAUUAUGUGCAAAAGAAUACUUUUGGUAGUACUUCUCUGUGUUUCGACAGCAGGCAACAAUCGGCUUCACCAGCUACAAGAUAUUUCACAGCAAGAAGCUUACAUUUUCCAACCACCACUCAGAACAAGAGUGGGUUUAUACCACCAAGACACCAGCAGAGCCCAAAGAGAACUCCUUUAUCAUCCAUCAUAUGGAAUAGAUCAGAUUCUUCUGGAGAUAGGCAGAGCCAAGAAGAGUUCCUGAGGGCCCCGUCACCCAUGGAGAUUGAUACUGCCGACCAGUAUACGUAUCCCAGGUGUUUUCAGGAGAACAGGAGAUAUGGAUUUUACCGUUCACAGAGUGUUUGCCAAGGUGUUCAUUUUAAUGCCCCCAUGUAUAAUGCAAUGAGUCCUGACCCGUUUGAGAACUCAGAGAAUAUGCCAUUCUACCCUCAAAAAAACCCAUUUGCUAGAUCUUUCUCUAGCAACACCUUUGGACGAAACAGGGAACAGAGAUUUAGGCAAAGUCCUUUUUGGGACCAACAGGAAGAACAUUCUUCCUGGUCUGACUUCCAUCAAAGCCAGCAUCCAUUCCCUUCUUUUGAGAGAGACUCUGAAAUGAUUUCCACAGAAGCAAAUAGUGCCUUAGCUGCUCGUGGCCAUAGUGUUCUUUCUCAACACUGGGGAUCAUUUUCUUCUAGUUACAGAACAAAUAUGUUCAGAGAUCAAGAAGAGCCACAUCCCUGGCAGUUUGAUUCUCAGACACCCAUGCUGGAGAGCAUGGAGGUGUCACAAGGUAAUGAGAGCCAGUGGACUCAUUUCAACAUGCCCAAUGUUUGCCCUAUGACUGGUCCAAGCUAUCACAUCACAUCUGGUAGGUCAGUAUGUCAAGAGGGCAGUCCUCCUACAGAAGUCCAUAUCAACAAAGAACCUUACUCAUUUGGAAUUGCUCAGACUCUAGCAUCCUCAUUUAAAACUUCCUUCCCCCAGAUUCCUGAUGACAGAGGGAAUCCUCAGAGUCCCAUCUUUCAGAAUCCCACAGUCACUGUGCAGAAAAUUAAGCCUGCCUCUCUUCCAGUAAAAACCUAUACACAAGUCACUGUGACCAAGAGGAAUUCAGUUGAUUCUCCACCUCUUACUGAAAGCCCACCCAAUAUCUCAGCCACAGAUGUGAGUCAUGAGAAAGACUUGAAUGAAUCUGUUUUGGAAGAAGAUAAACAACUAAACAAGAUGGACCAGACAAACAUGACAAGUGAAGUACCCCAACCUGAUUCACAAACUGUAAUCUCUAACCUUUCCCCCGAUUUUCGAAAUCCCCUGUCCCAGGACUCAGCUAAGAGCAAAGGAUUUGCUUUGAAUGCAUCUACCACAGUAAGUUCAAAAAUGUCACCUGGAGUUAUUGCCAGGAAAGAUAUAUCCAAAAUUCAUCUAUCACACAGAGAUAAAUCCAAUGAGCUAAAAAAAGAUAGGAAUUUUACUGGGAAUAGAAAAGUUGGCUCAGCAACUGCCCUUCCUUUUAUUCAGGAAAGCAGAACAACAUCUAUUCCCAGCCCAAAUCCAGGUGGUCACCAGGAAGUAAGAGUAAGCCAUGAAGAUAGUUCAGGCAUUAUUAGAAAUCACCACUGGAGCUCUGCACCUGAUAAUCAAAGUGCACAGUCUCCGGAAAAGCCUGCUAUUUCAGAUGCCGAGGAAGAACAACAUAGCACAACUCAUUCUAUGAACUGUAGCAGAUCAGCUGCUGGUCACAAGAUCCCGGGGGAUUCUUUAGACCUGUCAUCAGGUAUAGCACCUGAUGACUCACCGUCAAAUAAUUCUUCCCUUGAGGCUCUGGCGAUUCCUUCUACAACAGCGUUCUCCAGGAAAAGUCCUUCAGGCAAAGAUCCAUCUUUGGGAGAAGGGGAACAAAAAGACAAUGAUAGUAAACACCAAAAUGAUCAGUUUGCCCUAAGCUCCUCAGAAAACCAAAAGAGUCAUGAUAAUUGUGUGCUUGUACAUAAUGAGGUGGUUGAUGCUGUCAAAUGCCAUUCCCUCCCUCCUUUCAAGGAUGGAAAAGCAAAAGGAAAAAUAAGACGAUGCAUUUCCUGUUUUGAAAAGUUAAGCAAAACGGAAAGCAGAUCAGCACCUACAAGUGAUAACAGUAACCUCAGGGAGAUGAAUGGAAGCAAUUCCAAGUGUCCUGAGGUUCACACUACUUAUUGUAUCUCGCCAAGAAAAUCAGCCAGUUUUCUCAUCAAUAACAGGAAGUCAGAAAGUAAGAUAAUGCCUUCUUCAUUUAGGAAUGAACCACUUCCAUUCCAAAUCAAAAAUAAGGUGGAAGACCCAAGAGGGAAGUACGCGUCAAACAAAUUCAGUUCCAGUUCUUUGGAGUCAGAAAGCAGAUGUUCCAAAGCAGUUUCAGACUCCGUCUCAGUAGCACCUGAAGCCACAAAGAGGAUGACAAAUAUGAAAAACAUUGGAUCUGCUUCUGUUAGAAAAGGACCACUUCCAUUCCUCACCAGGAGGGCUGUGUCAUGUCCUUCAGGGGCACCAGAUGCCUCAAAUGGGAGAGAUGAAAGAGAAGAAUGCUUGGUCUCAAGCACAGAUGCUUCUGCUCUAACACUAAGACCUUGGGAGACAAUCAAUAGCCCUCCGGAAAAUAACCCACCUGUUAGCGAUUGUUCUUUACCCAAAGGGCACCCCCAAAAGGAAAACUUUCGAGAACACACUGAAAAGGAUCGUAAAGUUGCUGCCUCCAGGACAGGUCUGUUCUCAAAUGAAGACCCUUUACCUUUUUCCUCAGAUAUGUCAAGAAAAGAAAGUGGGAAAACAUUACAUAAAUUUAAGACUACUAGUAUGUUUUCGGUUUCUGGUGAUGAAGAUAAUGUGAAAUGUCUUGAGGUGGUUUCAAUAUAUUACACCCUGCCAAGGAAAUACAGCAAAAAAUUCUGUAACAUUCUCGAAAAGUUUACACAGCAAAUCGAUUCACUUACAGAAUCAACUAAAGCGGAGACCGAAGCAUUUCCUAAUGCUUUUGAAAAGGACAAACUAAAUUAUUCUAUACAAGAGCAGUCAGGAACACCUUCCUCUGAAGGUCAAAAGAUGCUGGUCAGCUCUGCUCAGGAGAAGAGCCAUUGUGUUUCUCACACCACUGAAGAUACGACGGCUUCACCAGACCCGAGGCCCUCAGAGCCCACAUUACAGGAAAUGGCUUCUACUGCGGCAGAUGUUUCUCUUCAUAAAGGAGAAUCGAAAACUGGAGCGAUUUCCCCAGAUAACUUCACUAAAACACCUCUAGGCGAUGCACAGAGCAGAAAGGAGAGAGGGAAAAAAUGGCAGAGUGAAACCCUGCAUGUUUUAUCAAUGCUUCAGGGAAAAAAAGUUACAGAAGAGAAAUUGGAAAACUGUCAGCAGCCCGUUAAGUUGGGUAACGGUGGUCCUUCUAAUCUUCCGGCCCAUUCAGAAGAGAAUGUUGGAAAUUCCCAAACCGUAAGAAGUCCUGAGGAGUGUGCAGGUAAUGCUGUGGUCAUUACAGCUCCUGGAACUGCAGAAUGCCUUCAGAAAGAUAUCACAGGCGAAGCUGUGGUUGGUAGCUCCAGUGGAUUGCAGCCGAGGCAGGUCAGAGGGGAAAUUGGAACAGAUUUCCAAAAAGAGAGUAUUAAAGCACUUUAUGACUCGGAAAGGCAGGUCUUUGCUCUUCCUCCAGCUUUGCAUAAUCUACAGCUUGACAAAGGGACUUGUUCAGGAGAGCCAGAUUUAGACAGUUUGCAGUCUGAACCCAGAGAACUACCGCAAAGGAGUCAGGAGGUAAGUAUGACAGAGAACAGUAAAGCUGAAGACGAAAUGCAAAAGUUGGCAUGGGAUCAACCUUCACUUCCUGAAGGAAACAAUAAAAAUAAAACCAGCGUGGAUGACCCAGAAAAAGGAAAAAACAGAUCUUUAGUUAAACACAGAUUGGCAGCCAUGUCCAAAGCCAGCAGAAAAUUCUCAGCUAAAGAUUUAAGCCCCAGAAGACAUGUAGCUACUAUCUUCCCACAAAGUGGAAACAGCUGUGGCUUUGGCAGCCUAUCUCUUGGCACACCAGAGCGCGACCCUCUGUCCCCUCAGCCUACUCCAAAGUCCAGAGAAUCCAGAAAUGAACGCAGGUUGAGUAGCGAUGUCAUGGAGGCGGAGAAAUCCGAGAACUCUCUCCAGGUUCCUGUAAUAUCCAACAGAGAAGCUUCUACACAGUUAAGCAAUCAGAAGUCUAACGGCAUUUCACAACUACGUCAGAGUGAGUCUAAAAAUAUCUCAGCAUCAUCACCAAAGUAUGAGAAGUCUAAAGAUGUAGCAGCAGCUCAGACCUUGGAAAGAGAGUCAGGAGACUUGGCCCAACCCACAUUCCCCAGCCGCGGGGAAGCAGACUUCUCUGACCAUCAGAGAAGACUGAACCCUCCUUUUCCACUGGAGCCCGCAGAGAAAUCCAGAGGAAGCAUCCCGUUGCCCACUUACCGGCAGCAACGAAGUGCUUCAUCUCUGGAAUGGGAACCUGAACCACAUCCCUAUCGUUCAAACAGUUUAAAAAGCAUCAGUGUGCACGGUGAUCUGGUACGCAAAAGUCAUCCUCCAAAAGUCAGGGAGCGCCAUUUUUCUGAGAACACGUCUAUUGUCAAUGCCCUGAGUCAACUGACCCUAGGGAAUGAAUUCUCCAGUGACAGCAGGUACAGUCGAAGAUUCAGAUCCUUUUCUGAGCUUUCCUCCUGUAAUGCAAAUGAAAAUCGGGCUUUGUGUAGUGGCAGGACAAAAAUGGGCCCCAGGUCGGCAACAUCUAUAUCCAGACCCAUUGACUAUGGAAUUUUUGGGAAAGAACAACAGUUGGCUUUCUUGGAGAAUGUAAAGAGGUCACUCACGCAAGGAAGAUUAUGGAAGCCAAGUUUUCUCAAGAACCCUGGCUUCCUAAAAGAUGAUGUAAUUAAUGCUCCUAAUCCAACAGAGCUAUCCAGCUCAAAUUCUCCUCUCAGCCAGAUGCCAGAAGAUGCCUUAUCUCCAAGCGCACCACUUAAUAUCUAUGAAGAGAAUCCAGUGGACUCAGACUGUGACACAGACACAACCACGGAUGAUGAAUACUAUCUAGAUGAAAAUGACAAAGAGUCAGAACUGUGAGCCUUCCUCAAUAAAAUGCAUAACCUUUCCACCAAAAGCUUGUACUGGAAAUGAAGUGUAAAUGUGUAUGCCCUUGAGAAGGACAGUAUAAAAAAGAUCUGGUCUGAGCAGCACCUGCUCUGAAACAACCCAAAUUCUCUUCCCUCCCUUCCCUACAACAUAUAUAUAUAUUUCCUAAAUUCUAGAGCAAAUUAUUUUUUAUUUUGGGGGAUUCUCUGCUGUUUUCUCUCUCUUGGCCUUACUUCCCUCCUGUCCCCUCACUGUCCAACUUUGGCUUUCUGCUUUACUUUACUUUCUCCUUAACUUUUUUUACACCUUUCAUUGUGAUUCACAACCCUAAUACCCCCGGCACUUACAGAAGUAAUAACUUCAAUAAGUUAGAAAAUUCUGUACUGCCCCUUCCAAUCCACACCCUAUAUUCAUGACAUUAAAUAAAGUGUAGGGAUAAUGACAGUGGAGUAAAUGUUACCAUCCUGUUUGACCUAGCAUUUAGGAGGUUUAGGGUUGUUUUUUGUUUUUGUUUUUUUUCCUUUCAAACAAAGAUAAGGGAAUUUUCAUAAAGGCAUCCUAUUAGAUGGAAGCAGAUGUUUGAUGUAUUUAUUGAGGUUAGAGAUGAGGAGCUGAAUCCCUAUUAAGCCAAAAAUAUUAGUACUUCUAGGACUACAUUUGAAGACAUUCGUAGGGACUGGCUGACUUGUUAAGGGCUGAGGUUUAAUCAAGUCAAGGACUCAGGCCAGGUAGCAUGAUGGUACAGAAGGUGGCUUGGCCACAGAAUUCCUGCUUAGGAAGGAAGCAUGACUGGGGAUGCAGGUAAGUGGACAUCCUUCGUGGGAUGGACAUCCUCACUGCAGCUCUCUCCCCAACUGGUUUUCCCCAUUUCUGCAGGACUACCCAUUUCUGGAGUUUCUUUAUUUACAGGAUAGAACGCUUUAUUUCAUGUGCACGUUUUAGUCACGAAUAUCAAGCGAUAGCCUUGGCGACGCCCCUAAAAUGCCGCUGAGUGAGAUCAGACACACUGGGUUUCACUGGCUUCUUUGCAGGAUCAUUUACCAAACCCACGGGAAAUUAUAAGGCAGAGCUUCUAAGGGCUUGUCACUAUGAUUUCUUCAAUAAUGUAUCUAGACUAAAUACUCUUCAUAUCCACAACUUGGCUUUCUAACUCUUUGGUUGCCAAGCCAACCUUCUGGAACUUUCCCUCCUAAUAGGAUAAACACCAAUAGAUGGCGGUAAAGAUAAUUCACUAGAACUACAGAAAGCCUGCCAUCUAGGACCUUAGUGCUGUGAGGGUCCACAUGAGUGGAUUUCCUUCCGAUUGCUUCAUAUUUGCUUCCUGACCCAAUUCUCUUUUCCAUUUUUCUCACCUAGUCUGUUUCAUCCAUAUAAAUUAAGGAUAAUGAUAGUGUUGGUGAAGCAUACAGAGAUCUAGAACUGAUAGAAAUGCAAGAAAGAACUAUAUUAUUAUUAUCCUCCUAACCAUUGCUUUGCCUGGAAGCAAAAUACCAGGGCGACUUCACAUCAUUCCCAUGAAACUCAAAACUAAUAAACAUGUGGUAACUAACAUGAAAGUUAUUCCUUAAAUCUGUAAAUUGUUUUAAAGUCCAGGCUCUGACCAAUAUCAAGCUCAAAGAGACUGAUAAUAGAAUUUUAAAUCAACUGUUCUGGAUAUUUCAAUUUAAAUGGUAAAGAAUAAAUAACAUUUUAUUCAUUUUUUAUUUAUGUUUGUAAAUUCUACCUUUCCCCUUCCCCUUCUAUUUAUCUGAUUAUUUAAGUACAAGUUUCAUAAACCAUGACUUCUGUUUUCCAUCUAAUUUUAAGAUAUUCAGAGUUCAUAUUUUAAUGUUAAGCUUCUCAAUUUUUGAAAAAUGAUCAACUUGCAAGUUCUAUUUCAGUAAAUACUCUGAGUUUACAUGUACGUUACAGAAGGCGAAAUGAAGUUAGCUUAUUUUUCACUGAGUUUAGGCUAUAUCAACAGUUAAAUUAAGGUGAGGAUAAACAAUUACUCUGAGGCCCUCCUUCUCUGCACUGGAAUCUCCUAUUUGAAUUCAGAGGUAAUUGAUGGCUGAUUCUCACCUGCACUGUUUGUAAUGUUUGCUUGUUGGUCUGGCUCAAGAAUCAAAGAAACAGAAAAUUCAUAAAAAUAGCACUUCUAGGGGUACCCGGGUGGCUCAGUCGGUUGAGCGUCUGACUCUCAAUUUCAACUC